AUGAGAGACAUGAAAGACGCAGGUGCCUUGGGAGCCAAGACAGCACGAGCCUGCGAUAGCUGCAUAAGCAGAAGAGCAAGGUGGUUCUGUGCAGCUGAUGAUGCUUUUCUCUGCCAUGGUUGCGACACUUUGGUUCAUUCAGCGAACCAAUUAGCUAGCAGACACGAAAGGGUUCGGCUUCAAACUGCGUCCUCUAAGGUAACCACCACAACGCACGCAUGGCACAGUGGAUUCACACGCAAGGCAAGAACCCCACGUCACAACAACAGCAAGCACUUUGCACUGCAACAGCGUCUCAAAGAAGAAGUUCUCUUCUACAACAGCAGUGUUCUUCCCCUGGUGCCAGAGCUUGGAGGGGAAGAACAAGAACCUGUAGCUGUGGAUAGUGAUGAGGCGGAGGAACAGAUGAUAUGUCGCGUGCCUGUGUUGGACGAUUUUGAUGUGAGAACAGAUGACUUGGACAGUUUUUCUGACAUGGAUUUCGCUGAGUUUGCUGCUGAUGUUGAAAACCUACUUGAUAAAGAAGACAAUGAAAUAAGUGCGUGUGUGGGAGGGGAAGUUCAGGGUGCAAUGGCGAAGGUUAAGGAUGAAGAAGAAGUUGAUGGUGAUGUAGCGUGUUAUCUGGAAUCAGUUUUUGACAUGACGAAUGAUGAUGCCUUUCAUUGGAAUAGCAUUGAGUCUGUGCUGUCAGAUGCACGUGAAGAGAAGGAGUGUGUUGCGGCGAGUUAUGGUGCUGUUGAAGAGGAAGGAGGAACAAAGAGAGACAUAUUUUUGAGACUUAACUAUGAUGAGGUUAUUACUGCAUGGUCUAGCCAAGGUUCUUCUCCAUGGACAACUUCACACCCACCUAAGUUCAACUCUGAUUAUGACUUCUGCUUGGGUUUGAGCGGUGUAGAUGGGGAAGUAAGAAGCUUAAGGGGUCACCUAGAUGGGGGAAGAGAAGCAAGAGUGUCGAGGUACAGAGAGAAGAGAAGGACUCGUUUGUUUGCAAAGAAGAUUAGAUACGAAGUAAGGAAGUUGAACGCUGAGAAAAGGCCCAGAAUGAAAGGUCGUUUUGUGAAGAGAACAUGCUUUGUUGGAGCCAAUGCUUUUCCUGCAUACCAAUGA
Messenger RNA from Sphenostylis stenocarpa, 1107 nucleotides. Lineage: Eukaryota; Viridiplantae; Streptophyta; Magnoliopsida; Fabales; Fabaceae. The record is from the annotation of a GenBank genome assembly.